This is a messenger RNA of Hepatospora eriocheir, 201 nucleotides long. NCBI's taxonomy places the organism in Eukaryota, Fungi, Microsporidia, Hepatosporidae. The record is from the annotation of a GenBank genome assembly.
AUGACAAUCAUACUUAUCAUAAUAACACCAAUCAUACUUAUUAUAACAAUCAUACUUAUUAUAACAAUCAUACUUAUUGUAACACCAAUCAUCAUACUUAUUAUGACAAUCAUCAUACUUAUUAUAAUAACAAUCGUCAUAAUUAUUAUGACAAUCAUCGUACUUAUUAUAAUAUUUAUUCAAAUAAUAUUGAUUAUAUGA